Messenger RNA from Copidosoma floridanum, 1954 nucleotides. It is a transcript of the gene THG, whose product is annotated as tRNA-histidine guanylyltransferase. Gene Ontology annotation, molecular function: magnesium ion binding; tRNA guanylyltransferase activity. NCBI's taxonomy places the organism in Eukaryota, Metazoa, Arthropoda, Insecta, Hymenoptera, Encyrtidae. Gene Ontology annotation, biological process: tRNA modification. The record is from RefSeq and is a predicted model, not a curated record.
AACACACUGCACAUGCACAUGAGCAAGUAUACUCUAUAUCGUUUUCACUUUGCACUUAAUUUGCACUCUUUGCACAUUUGCAGAUAUUUUAAUUCGACACUAAUAUAGCAACAGCUGGCUGACGAUUUUGCGUGUAUGUAUGUGAAGUACAGUGUAAUGGUAAUGGUAUACUUACGGUUUACGGUCCACGGUUUACGGUUACAGAAUACCUACGGAGUCUUACCUCAGUAAAGUAAAGUUUAUAAUACUAUACACAUAUGUGCUCAAAUAACACUGGCGGCAAAAUGAUCAAAAGAAGAAGAAGGUAAUCAACGGGGGAACUCGUCCAAAAGUCCAAAGAUAGCAUUUGAAGGUAAUUUGUGGUGUGUGUCUCGUCCGACAAUCCGCCGACCAUCACCAUAUCACCAAUUAUUCACCAGCGCGAAAUACGUAUCGGAGCUCACUUGAUGGCUAUCCUGGUGUGAAAAGGCGCGCAACACACUUUUUACUGAAUGAAGUUUAUUAACAAGUGCCACCAGUUUUGCUCGUUUGUAGCGACGACAGCAACACGUGACCGUUAUGCUGGAUUGCUGAGCUUCCGGCUUAUAAACACGACCUCGACAAUGGCCAAGAGCAAGUACGACUACGUGAGGGAGUUUGAAUCCGAGGACUCCUGCCUACCCAACUGUUGGAUUGUGGUUAGGAUCGACGGCCGGAACUUCUCAAAGUUCUCAGAGGCUCAUCAGUUCAUAAAGCCCAAUGACCUCGCUGCCCUGGAACUAAUGAACCGGGCAGCCUCCACGGUUAUGGAGGAGUUCAGGGAAAUCGUUAUCGCCUUUGGGCAAAGCGACGAGUAUUCCUUCGUCUUUCGCAAAGACACGUCGCUCUUUAAGCGCAGAGCCUCCAAACUCAUGACAAACUGUUGUUCGUUGUUCUCCUCUUCCUAUGUCUACUUUUGGCCACAGUACUUUAAGAACAAGGAAUUACACUAUCCACCCUCGUUUGAUGCCAGAGUCGUCUUGUAUCCUACGGACAAAAAUUUGAGGGACUAUUUGGCCUGGAGACAAGCCGAUGUUCACAUUAAUAACUUGUAUAAUACUUGCUUUUGGAGCCUUGUUCUUAAAAAACAAAUGUCACCACAACAGGCUGAGGAAAGAUUGAGUGGUACUUUGGCAUCUCACAAAAAUGAACUGCUCUUCCAAGAGAUUGGUAUAAAUUACAACAAUGAGCCAGCCAUCUUCAGGAAAGGAUCUACUUUGGUGCGGAAACUAGUUCCUAAUGGAAUGGGUCAUCGAAAACCUAGCAUAGUUCCUCUAGUAGAUGACAUCAUUGGUGAUAGAUUUUGGAAAGAAAAUCCAGAAAUAAUUGGCUUGAAAAGCUUAGGAACAUAUCAGCCCCACGUUAACAAUACAACUGGUAAUCCCGUACCUCAAAAACUUCCAAAACCUUUAUGUCCACAAGUGCCUCUAGGUUCACAGCAGCCAUUGGUUGCCCAGGGCCCUCCAUAUGGUCCUCAGUGUCCUAAAACUCCACUGCAAGCUAAAAAUUCACUAGGAAAAGCACCCCAUUCAAUAAACAAUAAUCAAACGUCUGGGUAUCAUGGUGGUCCGCCUAUAAAAAAAAAUGCCACUGAAAUGAACCAACAUGAUUUAGGAUCAAAUAAAAAUGACUUAAGUCGUGUACAAGACCACUUGUAAAUAGUUAUCAACGAUCAAGAUGGAAUGAACUGAUAUUUAAUAUUUUUUUUUAAAUCUUCUAUUUAGUACAUUAUGAAAAGUAUAUUCCCAUAUCAAUAAUUUUUAACUAGUUAUUUCACGUAACAUCAGAUUUUUAAAGCAUUUAAGAUUAUCAUUAAGCUUUAAAUAAUUUAUUCCAAGUAUCUUCUUUAACUUGUAAUUGAUUUUCUUUAUAAAACGAGCAGGUUUCAUUAAUUAAAAUUAUUGAAUGAUUGAAUUAUCUUUAAUGUUAUUUUUUG